AUGUUUUUAUUAAAAUCACCAUCAUUACAGCAACAAAAGCAACAGUUAUUGUUUUCCACAAUUAAUUUUUCAUUCUUGACCUCAAACUCAUCAAAUUCAAUAAAGUCAAUAAACUUAUUAAGAACAUCACUAACAAACAAUAAUCUAUAUUUUUCCACAUCUACAAUUUUAUCAUCAAAUAAUGAUUGUAAUGAAUUAGUUAAAGAUGUAAAAGAUAUCAAGAAAAAAGAGCCUGAUAAUCAAAUCAAAAAAAUAUUACCAAAAAAUGAUACACACACAAUUGAUGGAGAAACUGUUAAAUUAAUUCUAAAAAGUAGAUAUUUAACAAGCAUUGUAACAGAACAUUUUUCAUUAACUAUAAGAAAAUGGAAUAAAAAUGAAAAGUUUUUUGGUGAUUUUUCUAAUUAA
Molecule: messenger RNA, 408 nt
Organism: Entrophospora candida
Lineage: Eukaryota; Fungi; Glomeromycota; Glomeromycetes; Entrophosporales; Entrophosporaceae
Source: the annotation of a GenBank genome assembly